Molecule: messenger RNA, 2294 nt
Organism: Glycine soja
Lineage: Eukaryota; Viridiplantae; Streptophyta; Magnoliopsida; Fabales; Fabaceae
Product: LOB domain-containing protein 36-like
Exons: 3
Coding region: 1008-1922 (304 amino acids)
Source: RefSeq, a predicted model, not a curated record
UUUAUUAAGAUAGAUUUAUGAAGAAGGGAAGGGUAGCUGGUCUUGAAAGCUCUUACGCUUGUGGCAGUAGUGCUCAAGAAACUAGAAAACAAACAAACAAAGGCCUUCCUCCUUCUCUAUAUAUCAUUCCCCUCUCUUCUCUUUCGUUUUGUCUCUCUCAUGUCAAUUUCUAUCUUCCGUCGCGCCGAUCUAUUCACAGCUGGUCACAGAAUUUCGAUUAUGAGCCACUGAUGGAUCUCAUCUCAUCACCUCUUUUCUCCGGCGAAACCCUUCGAUUUGUCUUUCGUGUCUUCAAAAUUCACCACCACGCAAACAACGCCGUAUCCAGAUCUACUGGUGCAACUUUUUCUUCUUCUUCUUUUCCUUUUUUUUUUCCCCAAAGAAAAUCGCUGAGAUUUUCGUCUUUCAAGAUUUCGACGUCCUUCUUCUUAUUGCGCCAAAGUUAUUGAUUUUCUCCUUUCCCGUAUUUGAAUCGUUUAUUGGUCAUUUUCGUGUCGGUUAAUUUCUUGGCGAAAAAAAAAAAGAAAGAGGAAGGAUUAGGAGACGCUUUUAAUGACCUAGAUUAGUUUAAUAAUAUCACGUUUGAAAUCUGUUUUUAAAAUCCGCGAUCACGAAUCGGAACAUGAAGCUUCGUUGAAUAAUAAUCCAUUUUGUUAUUCUCAAUGAUUCCUCAAUUUCCAUGCCUUCUAUUUUUAUUUUUUUUACAGCUAUGGCGAUUUAAUUAUUAGUAUUAUUCUUAUUGUUAUCUCCAUUUGACUCACUCGCUCUCUCUUGUUUGUUUGCGUAGAAAAAUAAAAUCAGGUACUGCAGGGUUGUGAAAGCUAGAUACUAAUUAGAUCGCUGAAUCGAAGAAAGAGAAACAAACCAUAGUACUACUACUAAUUUUGAUUAGGGAUUUGAUCUAAUAUAAUAUAAUUUCACGAUUUAAUUAACCGCAGAAGCUGCCUCGGUGUGUGAGGGACAAAAGUGAGUGAGAGAGAGAGAGAGAAGAGGAGAGAUUGGAAAAGAUGUCAUCAUCAUCGAACUCGCCGUGCGCGGCGUGCAAGUUUCUGAGGCGAAAGUGCACGCAGGAGUGCGUGUUCGCGCCGUACUUUCCGCCGGACAACCCUCAGAGGUUCGCUUACGUGCACAAGGUUUUCGGCGCCAGCAACGUGGCGAAGCUUCUCAACGAGCUCAGCGCGGCGCAGCGAGACGACGCCGUUAAGUCCCUCGCGUACGAGGCCGAGGCGCGUCUCCGGGACCCCGUCUACGGAUGUGUCGGCCUCAUCUCCGUCCUCCAACACAAGCUCCGGCAGAUCCAGGUCGAACUCAACAAUGCAAAGAAAGAACUCGCAACAUAUAUUGGCCCCCAAGCGAUUCAAGGAAUUCCCGCCCCCAUGCUCCAACAACACCCUAACAACCCCUUUCCCGGAGCCAUGUAUGGGAACAUGCCGACUGCGACGGCCGCUGUUCACGGCGGGCAGUUGGUGAUUCGCGACGCACAGCCGGCGCCUCAGCAGCAGCAGCAGCAGAUCUUGGAGGCGCAGCAGUUGGCUGCCGCUGUGGCGGCGAGGGAACAGCAAGAGAUGUUUAGGAGUUACGAACACCAACAGCAGCAGGAGUUUCUAGGGUUCAGUGGUGGGUUCGAUGUGGGUUCGGCUUCUUCUGCUGGUGGGUUCAGCCAAGUGUCCCCAGCUGCUGCCUCUGCUGAUCAGUUGUCUCCUUCGUUGGCUUUGGGAUCAUUCGAUAACGCUUACCACAUGCAGCAACCGCAGCAAGAAGAGCCUCACCAUCAUCAUCAUCAUCCUCAUCACAUUCCUCUUGAGGCGCAGCUACUUCUCCCUCCGCAGCAGAAGCAACAAACCCAUCAUGAGUCGCAACUGCCCCUUCACCAGCAACAUUCUGAUAACGAGGAGCGUAGGAGUGUUGGUCCAUCUUGUUGAUUUCCAAUUUUGCAGCUCAACGCCUUUGUGUUUUUGAGUCCAACAAUUUUCAGCCUAGUUCUACCUGCCGGAUACAAAUGGACAGCAAAGAGAGAGAGAGGGGGUCGACGAAGCGCACGUGCGUGAGCUAGAUUCAUUUAUCCGCUUCGGUCUGCUAGGCUUUGAAAGGAGACAAUUGCAAAAGUAAGAUCUUCACCGAUCUUGAGGAUCUGUUGUCCCUUUUUUCCCCCUCUUAAACUAAAGCAGUAGCUACGUUUUACCUAUUUUCUUUUUGUCAAAAACUAAAUUGUAAAUCAGAAUUCAGAAUGCUUUUAAAGUCGUGUUUGUCAAAUCAUUUCUAUCACCCUUAGAUUUAAUGUGUGUUUGGAUUAA